Molecule: messenger RNA, 1164 nt
Organism: Thermochaetoides thermophila DSM 1495
Lineage: Eukaryota; Fungi; Ascomycota; Sordariomycetes; Sordariales; Chaetomiaceae
Exons: 2
Coding region: 1-1164 (387 amino acids)
Molecular function (GO): proteasome binding
Source: RefSeq, a predicted model, not a curated record
AUGGGAGACCUGAGCUCUGAAGCCGAGGUUGACAACAAUCCCAUCCGCCAACACGCUCAAGAAAUCCUCGAUGACACCUCCAUCGAAAUUGUCAUCAAAUUCCCUCCCGCCCAGCACACCCAAACCUGGAACUUCUCUCCCUCCGACACCUUUGCCCAUCUCAUUCAGGCUCUCUCUCUGGAGUUCCCCUCCUACGACUGGUCCAAGGCCAAAGCCCUUCCCGAAAAGAAGCCCCAACCACAAGGGUCAGGCGGCGUCAAGCCCAAGGCAGUCUAUACCCCCUCAGCAGAUGGCCCCCUCUCCUUGAGUGUUCUCCAUGGGGCAACACUCCGCUUCCUCGCCCCUCAGACAUCGGACCUGGAGACACUCCAAAAACAACAACACUCCUCCACAACUCAACAAGCCCGCCGGAUUUUAGCUAGGGCCCACCAACUCCGCAACGCAGCCCGCCCUCUAUCUCGCUCCUCCGGCCCCCGAAUCGCCACCCUCUCCUCUCCCUCAGGCCCAUCCCUAUCCGAAGAAUACACCUUCCAGACCCUCCGGCCCCUCUCCCACCUCCCUAACAGCCACACUUCUUUGUCUAUUCUCGAAAAGCUAAAAAAUGAUCCCGGCAUCCGCCACGCAAUGUCCCACUUCCGCCUACGCGUACAGCUCCUGACCGAAAUGGACCCCCUCACUUACACGUCCGUCUCCCGCUCCGGUGACAGCGUGACGCGCAUCCUAGGCCUAAACCGCAACCAAGGCGAGGUGAUUGAGCUCAGAUUACGUUUGGAGAGCACGAUGCAAACUUCUGGAGGUUUUGCAAGGAGAUUGAGAGGGAGGUUGAGAAGGGGGAUUAAUUGGGGGAGAGGAAAAGGAAGAGUUGUGGGAGAUGGGGAAGGGGGCGAGGAGUUUGCUCCUGCUAGGGACGGCGAGGACGAAACUGAGGAAGAAGGGAUGGUGCAGGAUCAUGGGGGAUGGUAUGGGGGGACGUAUGUGUUGGGAGGAGGGGAAAGUGGUAGUAGUGGGACGGGAGGGAGGCAGGAUGUCAGUCCGGAGAGGAUGAGAGCAUUGGUUGCUGCUGCGGCGGAGUUGAGGAUGAGGAAGGAGAGGGAGGCGAGGGAGAGACUAGAGAGAGAAGAGCGGAAGAAAAGGGAAGAGGAGGGAGAGAAGAGAGACGGUUAG